Messenger RNA from Argentina anserina (silverweed cinquefoil), 1922 nucleotides. RefSeq names its product F-box protein At1g47056-like. Gene Ontology annotation, molecular function: protein binding. Bases 160 to 1752 code for a protein of 530 amino acids. Gene Ontology annotation, cellular component: SCF ubiquitin ligase complex. NCBI's taxonomy places the organism in Eukaryota, Viridiplantae, Streptophyta, Magnoliopsida, Rosales, Rosaceae. The record is from RefSeq and is a predicted model, not a curated record. The transcript has a single exon. Gene Ontology annotation, biological process: SCF-dependent proteasomal ubiquitin-dependent protein catabolic process.
AAUUGAACAGAAACAUCCAAAUGAAAUCGGAUUUCAAGUCCGCCCCUGAGGAGGAAAGAAGAAGAGAGGAGCCGGAAUAAUUGGUUUAAAACCGCUCCGGUUUCCACGCUGAGGUGGCAGAGAGUUGUAACCGUCUCCCAUAACAGUGGUUCUCUGUGGAUGGGCCAGUCAGCUUCGGCGGUAGCAACUUCAAGCCGCCGUGAAAACCAUCACAGCCACCGAUCCAAGUCCAAAGCAACCGCCCUGAUCUCUCCGAUGCUUGUUCCCGAUGACUCCUCCGGCGAGGUUCUCGAUUCAGCAACCGACUACAUCUCCGAUCUACCGGACGGCUGCUUGGCUUGCAUUUUCCACUCCCUCGGCCCCGGCGACAGGAAGAGAUGCUCUCUAGUCUGCCGGCGGUGGCUGAAGGUGGAGGGACAGAGCCGGCACCGUCUCUCCCUCAACGCGCAGGCGGAUCUGCAGCCGACUAUCCCUUCCCUCUUCUUUCGCUUCGAUGCGGUCACCAAGCUCGCGCUGAAAUGCGACCGGAGAUCCACCAGCAUCGGCGACGAGGCCCUCACGCUCAUCUCGCUGCGGUGCCGGAACCUCACGCGCCUGAAGCUCCGCGCGUGCCGCGAGCUCACCGAUGCAGGCAUGCUGGCGUUUGCCAAGAACUGCAAAGGCUUGAAGAAGCUCUCAUGCGGAUCGUGCACGUUUGGAGCUAAGGGAAUGAACGCCGUGCUGGACAACUGCUCGGCGCUGGAGGAGUUAUCGGUGAAGCGGCUCCGUGGCGUUGGUCCGGACAAGUCCACCGUGGAGCCUAUCGGUCCCGGCGUUGCUGGCUCGUCGCUCAAGACAAUCUGCCUGAAGGAGCUUCUCAAUGGCCAGUGUUUCGGGCCGCUUAUAAUCGGCGCAAAGAAGCUCAAGACACUAAAGCUUUUCCGGUGCGGCGGAGAUUGGGACAAGCUGCUGCAAGUGAUAGCUGAGCGAGUGACGUCUAUGGUUGAAAUCCACCUGGAAAGAAUUCAGGUUAGCGACAUUGCGAUGGCCGCAAUCUCCAAUUGCUUGGAUCUGGAGAUACUACACCUGGUGAAAACGCCGGACUGCACCAAUGUAGGUCUGAUUUCGGUCUCGGAACGCUGCAAGCUCCUGAGGAAGCUUCACAUUGAUGGAUAUAAAUCGAAUAGUGUGGGAGAUAUAGGCUUGAUUUCGGUGGCCAAGAGUUGUCCUAACCUUCAGGAGUUGGUUCUUAUCGGAGUGAAUCCAACUAAAGCGAGCUUGGAAUCGUUGGCGACGAAUUGCUGCAAUCUGGAGAGGCUGGCAUUGUGCGGGAGCGAUACGGUAGGUGAUCCAGAGCUUUUGUGCAUUGCUGCGAAAUGUGGCGCAUUGAAGAAGCUUUGCAUUAAGAGCUGCCCUGUGUCUGACGCUGGCCUUGAAGGACUCGCCAGUGGGUGCCCCAAUAUGGUGAAAGUGAAGGUUAAGAAGUGUAGGCUUGUAACACCCGAGGGUGCUGAUUCUUUGAGAGCAAAGAGGCCUACAUUGGCCGUAAAUUUGGACAACGGUGAGCCUCCACAAGACGCCAGUGUCAGUGAGGGAGGGGUGCAAGAGAACCCUGCCGUCGAACUCCUUCCACCGGCCACACUACCAGCGUUUCCCGACAUUGCUUCAAGCAGUACAGGGAGGUCGGCGUCCUUUAAGUCAAGGUUAAGUCUUUUCUCAGGACGGACCCUUGUGGCGUGCACUCUGAGAAGAUGGGCGAGUCGGAAUAGUUAGUGUUAUUGAACAGAAAACCAAACAGAAGCUACUGGACUAAAAAAACAAACCAGUCCUUGUUCAUUGUUAUUUUGUUCCCGUAUUGUUUAUUUGAUUCUGAUCUUUAUGUACGUAAAUUGGAUUAUGUGUGCUGUUCAUCGCCUUCGGUCAAUUCAAUCUUCACACCUGUU